Cylas formicarius (sweet potato weevil) is the source of this 850-nucleotide messenger RNA. Its product is annotated as ADP-ribosylation factor-like protein 3. Gene Ontology annotation, molecular function: GTP binding; GTPase activity. Gene Ontology annotation, cellular component: cytoplasm; microtubule cytoskeleton. Gene Ontology annotation, biological process: cilium assembly. NCBI's taxonomy places the organism in Eukaryota, Metazoa, Arthropoda, Insecta, Coleoptera, Brentidae. Bases 127 to 669 code for a protein of 180 amino acids. The transcript has 3 exons. The record is from RefSeq and is a predicted model, not a curated record.
ACGUUAGUUGCUAGUUUGUUCUGUUUGUAUGUGGUAGGCUGUGUCCAACAGCAGAAGGAACUUUUCUAUAUAACUUACUACUGCCUUUCAGAUCUCCCUAAUUAGGUAUAACGGCAGAUACUAAAAAUGGGACUUUUAGCAAUAUUAAGAAAACUGACUUCAACCCCCGAAAGAGAAUUAAGAUUAUUGUUGUUGGGUCUAGAUAAUGCUGGGAAAACAACAAUUCUCAAAAUAUUGGCAUCCGAAGAUAUUACAAAUAUUACGCCUACAGCUGGAUUUAAUAUCAAAUCGGUCAUAAGCGAUGGCUUUAAACUUAAUGUUUGGGAUAUUGGUGGUCAGCGGAAAAUACGACCGUAUUGGAAAAAUUAUUUCGAAAAUACGGAUGUAUUGAUCUACGUCGUGGAUUCGGCCGAUAAAAAACGACUUGAGGAAACCGGAAUAGAAUUAUAUGAAUUGCUAAGCGAUGAUAAAUUAAAAAAUGUUCCUGUCUUAGUAUAUGCUAAUAAACAAGACCUUCCAGAAUCACUGUCCGCCUCCGACCUUGCACAAACAUUAGGAUUGCCCUCCAUUAAGGACAGAGCAUGGCAAAUUCAGGCCUGCUCUGCGUUACAAGCCACAGGCGUACGUGAGGGUAUGGAGUGGGUCUGCAAAAGCAUUAAGAAGAAAUAGAUAGAAAUAGAAAUAUGUCUGAUGCUGUUGUCAUGUUAUAUAGUCAUCGGAAAAUUUUGCUACCAAUUUGUACGACCUUUAUCAUUUUUAGAACGAUGUAGGUAAUAAUUAAAUAAGAAUUGUUUAUACCAAUUAUUAGACAAAUAAUUAUAACGUCGCAAUUCCAAUUUGCUUAAAUAUA